GAGGAGUUUGGUUUCCUCCAAUCAUGUGGCUACAACGAAAGUAGUGUUACACAUGUUUCGGCCUACUUGCGUGGGUAGACAUGGCUGGAGGUGCAAAGAAGAAAUCAACCGGUCAGGCGUCUCGGAUAUGGGGGAGUCUUCGCACAUUAUGGCAGGAGAAGCACUUGAUUUUAUUCAAAGCCGAAUAUACUUUCCUGGUGGCUGCGGUUCUUUGGUUUUUGGAAAUCGGAAUAAAUGUUUGGGUUAUACGCAAGGUUGCAUACACGGAGAUCGACUGGAAAGCUUACAUGGACGAAGUAGAAGGUGUCAUCAACGGCACCUACGACUACACCCAACUUAAAGGAGACACGGGGCCGCUGGUGUACCCAGCUGGAUUUGUGUACAUCUUCUCGGUGCUCUACUAUGUCACUGAUCACGGGGUGAAUAUUCGGAUGGGGCAGUAUCUCUUCGCCGCGUUCUACCUGAUCAAUCUCCUGCUUGUGUUCCGUAUUUACCACCGUACACAAAAGGUUCCCCCCUACGUGUUUUUCUUUGUUUGCUGUGCCUCUUACCGCAUCCAUUCCAUCUUCGUCCUCCGGCUUUUCAACGACCCGGUAGCCAUGAUGCUGCUGUUCGGCGCGGUGAACCUGUUCUUGGACGGCCGCUGGAUGCUGGGCUGUGGGCUGUACAGUUUAGCAGUGUCUGUGAAGAUGAAUGUUCUCCUCUUCGCCCCCGGCCUCCUCUUCAUCCUCCUCUGGGAGUUCGGCCUCCUGAAGACCCUGCCCAAGCUCUGUCUGUGUGCGGCCAUACAGCUGCUGCUCGGCCUGCCGUUCCUGCUGGAGAAUCCUGUGGGCUACGUUAGCCGGGCCUUCGACCUGGGCCGGCAGUUCCUCUUCAAGUGGACGGUGAACUGGCGCUUCCUGCCUGAAGAGGUCUUCCUCAGCCGCUAUUUCCACCUCGCCCUGCUGGGGGCCCACCUGCUGACCCUGCUGCUCUUCACAUUCCGACGGUGGAAGAGGCCUGGAGAGAGUGUAACGGCACUACUGAAGGAUCCUGCUAACCGGCUGCAGCCCUCACCAAAACUCACCGCUAAUCAGAUGGUUUUGGUUCUGUUCACCUCCAACUUCAUCGGCAUGUGCUUCAGCCGCUCGCUGCACUAUCAGUUUUACGUGUGGUAUUUCCACACCUUGCCCUACCUGCUGUGGAGCGGUGGGGUGAAGAAGCUGGCACACCUGCUCAGGGUCCUCAUCUUGGGGCUCAUCGAGCUGUCCUGGAACACGUACCCCUCCACCAUCUACAGCUCGGCCGCCCUGCACAUCUGUCACCUCAUCAUCCUGGUCUCCCUCUGGCUUUCUCCCCCCAUUACGGCCGGCCAGCAGGGCGGCAACAGAGAGUCUCAGGAAAAGCCCAAACGGGCGUGACCAAAGUCCCGCCACCUGGCGAGGACACUCGCCCUGUCGCCACCUUGCUGUCACUCGCCAUCCUCCUCUACCUCUGUGGGCGUGGCCGCGAAGGGCAGGGGGCAGCGUCAGUCUUAAAUACCAGCUGCUCUACCCUUCUUCCACCUAGGUGUGGCCCCGCCAUUUUGCGCCCCCCCCCCCCCUACAAUUCAGGAAGCAAAAAUGAUCUGCAGUUUUGAGAACUGGCAGUAAAAUAACAAUAGUUUCUCCUUUUCAUUUCGUCUUACCUCCCUCCUUUGGUAAAUUUUUGUAGUUGACCCGAACCUCUGAAGAACACAGGAAAGUGAAAAUCUGGCAGUGUUUUGACUAUCGUGCUGUUUUGCACAGAAGGUUUUCAUUCGUUGCUAUUUUUAGUGUAAUUUUGUUCUCCCGUCUCCUCAUGGUCACUGUCUUCAGACUUACCGACAGUGGACCGGCUAAAGUUGGUCACAAGGAACCCUGGUAGCGCGAGUCGGUUUGGGAGGGGCCCCAGUGAGGCACUCAGGUGUCAGCCCCAUGCUGUCAUGACACCAUUCUGCCUACGUGUUCAUGACACCAUUCUGCCUACGUGUUCAUACCUGAUGAAGGAUGGCCUGCGUUUUCAUGGUAAAGAGUUAAAGCUCACCUGUCGCUAGAAAUGCUGCCACCUCAGCCUGCCACAUUUCAGUCAUGGCAAAGCAUACAAAAAGGAGUAAGGUCUUCGCUGGAAGGACAGAAGCUCGCGUUCCGGAAACGACGUUUGCGGUCACGAAAAAUGUUCUCUGGCUGAAUCUCUGCAGGGCUCCAGUAUUGACAAUCACGAGAAAAAAUGUGAAGAGCAUUUUAUUUUUCUACCAUUAACUUUGAUUGUUGUGUACCUGUGUUAGAUCUAAACACUGGGAUCCUUUUGGCUAGAGCCUGUCUGGACAGUGUUGAGUGGUAAUCAAUUGGAAACGAAUAAAAGCUGUGUUUAGGGUAGA
Messenger RNA from Anguilla rostrata (American eel), 2377 nucleotides. It is a transcript of the gene alg3, whose product is annotated as ALG3 alpha-1,3- mannosyltransferase. Gene Ontology annotation, cellular component: endoplasmic reticulum. The record is from RefSeq and is a predicted model, not a curated record. The coding region runs from base 81 to 1400 and encodes 439 amino acids. Gene Ontology annotation, molecular function: dol-P-Man:Man(5)GlcNAc(2)-PP-Dol alpha-1,3-mannosyltransferase activity. The transcript has 9 exons. NCBI's taxonomy places the organism in Eukaryota, Metazoa, Chordata, Actinopteri, Anguilliformes, Anguillidae.